AUGAGUGCUGGACGGCCACCGGAAUUUGCCGAUGCAGAAGGUACGUGGCCUACGUAUCGCGUUCGCCUGGAGGCGUACUUUGAGGCUCAUAGCAUCGUGGACCCAACGAAGAAGCGAGCGCUGCUCAUCGCUUCGCUCACGGACAGUGCAGUGCGUGUGGUGCAGGGCCGGUGUCAACCAAAAAAGUUGAAUGAACUGAGCUAUGAGGAAGUCGUCGGGUACCUGGAAGAUCACUAUGCUCCGGAGGUCAACGAGAUCGCUGCAAGUUAUGCUUUCUUCAUGCGUUCGCAACAAGACGGGGAAGCUGCUCAGGACUUCAUUGCGGACAUUCGACGCCUAGCUGAGAAGUGUAACUUCGGCACGUCAUUGGAGCGCAUGUUGAGGGAUCGAAUCAUUUGCGGAGUGCUGGAUGAAGACGUUCGGCGCCAUUUACUGACGCGACGGAAGCUCACCUUAGAAGAGGCUGAAGACUUUGCUGUCUCGGCACAGAUAGCUGUUGAAAAUGCCACGAGCAUGAACUCGGCGCACUCAGAAGUACAUUUUGCCCGACAAAAGAGCCAUUCCUCGAAGCGACGUCCCAAGCCGGAACAAGGCGACGUGUGUGGAAGGUGUGGAGAAUCGCAUGCUGAGUACGAGUGCAAACACCUUCGCGCGGUGUGCCACCGGUGUGGAAAACGAGGACAUCUACGUCGGAUGUGCCUGUCUAGCACAAAUAGUGACCGUCGGCAGGGAUCUUAUCCAGCAAGACAACGGCGCCAGGGUUCGUACGCCAUGGCAUCCGGAGAGGACACAAGCUCGGACGACAACGACGCCUUGCACACGAUUACAGCGGUUCUCCAUCACGCAGCCAGUAUCCGCAAGGUUAGGCCUAUUUACAAGGACAUCAGUUGGAAUAACGUUCCGCUCACUAUGUUGGUGGACACGGGGUCACCUGUAAGCGUCAUUCCCGUAACGGUGUUCUGCAAGUACAAGCAGCUCUGGCCUCCGUUGGAGAGUUCACAGAUCAAGCUCUCUUGUCUUUUGGGAGAACCUCCAGUUGUCGGCCAGCUUAGCAUGACCGCUACGUGCGACGGGAAAGAUAUUCCUGGUACUGUCAUAGUGGUCGACAGCUCCGGACCAUCUUUGUGCGGCAGAGAUACCAUCAAGGCAUUUAAUGAAGUUGGAGUGGCAAUGUUGUCGAAUGUGGUAGCGAAUCUGCAACCGGCUCGAAUACAGGCUGUCAGCACAGGUCUGCAACAGCUGCUUGACGAAUAUGCCGACGUGUUUGCUCCGGGACUCGGCCUGUGCAAAGGACCACCAGUCACAUUUCAAUUGAAAGAAAACGCGUGUCCACGGUUCUUUAAGGCCCGUACUGUACCCUACGCUCUCAGAGAUAAGAUGUCUGAAUCGUUGGAUCAGCUGGUCGCGGAAGGCGUUUUGACGCCGGUAAAAACCGCUGAAUGGGCAACCCCUGUGGUACCCGUUUUGAAGGGCGAUGGGUCCCUCCGACUGUGUGGAGACUUCCGUAUGACUGUGAAUGCGGCCACUGUGGUAGAACAAUACCCGUUGCCUCGAGUGGACGACAUUUUAGCUAGGUUAAACGGUGGCGAAGUAUUCACGACCUUGGAUUUGCGUCAAGCCUACAGCCAGCUGCCAUUGGAUGAGGAAGCAAAGAAGAUAACAGUCCUCAACACCCAGAAGGGUCUCUUUUGUUUUAACAGAUUACCGUUUGGCGUAAGUUCUGCUCCAGCCAUAUUCCAAAGGCGAAUGGACGGACUGCUGGGGGAUAUUCCUGGAGUGCAGGUGUACCUGGAUGACAUUAUCAUCGCCGAGAAAAAACAUGAUUCAUCUAGGCUCAGAACCGUGCUGCAGCGGCUGCGGGAGUAUGGUCUCCGACUGAACAAGGGAAAGUGCAAGUUUCGGCAAGACGAAGUCACAUUUCUCGGUCAUCGUAUAGACGCGAAGGGUCUGCGACCGAAGGACGACAAUAUCAAAGCCCUUGUUGAAGCCCCAAAGCCCACCUCGGUGAGUGAGCUGAAAGCUUUUCUCGGUCUCAUAAAUUACUAUGGCAAGUUCCUGCCCAAUCUGGCCACCAUGGUAGCUCCGCUACAUGCUCUCUUAUCCAAAGGAGUCAAGUGGCAAUGGAGCCAGGAACAGGAGAAAGCAUUUCAGCAAGUUAAGCAGGCAAUUGUGGCUCCCAAGUUUCUGGCUCACUUCGACCCGGAUAAGCCACUGCGGCUGGAGUGCGAUGCGUCAUCAGUAGGCAUUGGGGCCGUUUUGUCGCACCGCGUGAAUGGUGUUGACUACCCCAUUGGAUUCCGGUCCAGGACACUUACCAAGAGCGAGCGCAAUUACUCGCAGUUAGAAAAAAGAAGCUUUGCCACUGGCUUCAGCGAUGCCACCAGCACAGAUACCUUUGGCCUGGCCAGCCACCGGGGAAAGAGGGUAGCCGUAAACCCUGCAGAUAGCACUCCAAUCACGUCGCCACAUAGUCCGGAGGUGGCCCAGACGGAUAGCCCGCCACCGUUACGAAGAUCGACCCGACAGCGACGGCCUCCUGAACGCUUGGACCUGUAA
Dermacentor andersoni is the source of this 2556-nucleotide messenger RNA. Lineage: Eukaryota; Metazoa; Arthropoda; Arachnida; Ixodida; Ixodidae. The record is from RefSeq and is a predicted model, not a curated record.